Molecule: messenger RNA, 4028 nt
Organism: Grammomys surdaster
Lineage: Eukaryota; Metazoa; Chordata; Mammalia; Rodentia; Muridae
Gene: Prkrip1
Product: PRKR interacting protein 1
Exons: 6
Coding region: 61-621 (186 amino acids)
Biological process (GO): negative regulation of protein kinase activity
Cellular component (GO): nucleolus
Molecular function (GO): protein kinase inhibitor activity; double-stranded RNA binding; protein kinase binding
Source: RefSeq, a predicted model, not a curated record
UCUGUCGUCAUCAAGACGAGUGGCUGCCGGCAGCAUUCGUAAAGAAGCAGGAAAGCUGCUAUGGCGAGUCCUGCUGCCACUUCUGUGAGACCGCCCAGGCCCAAGAAAGAGCCGCAGACGCUCGUCAUCCCCAAGAAUGCGGCCGAGGAGCAGAAGCUCAAGCUGGAGCGGCUCAUGAAGAAUCCGGACAAAGCAGUUCCAAUUCCAGAGAAAAUGAAUGAAUGGGCUCCUCGACCUCCUCCAGAAUUUGUCCGAGAUGUCAUGGGUUCCAGUGCCGGGGCUGGCAGUGGAGAGUUCCAUGUGUAUAGGCACCUACGGCGGAGAGAGUACCAGCGGCAGGACUACAUGGAUGCCAUGGCUGAAAAGCAAAAACUGGAUGCAGAGUUUCAGAAGAGACUAGAAAAGAAUAAAAUUGCUGCAGAGGAGCAGACUGCGAAGCGCCGGAAAAAGCGCCAGAAGUUAAAAGAGAAGAAGUUACUGGCAAAGAAGAUGAAACUUGAACAGAAGAAACAGAAGGAAGAACCCAGUCAGUGCCAGGAGCAGCAUGCCAGCAGCUCUGAGGAGGCAUCUGGAACAGAGGAGGAGGAAGAGGAGCCCAGUGCCAUCAUCAUGGGCCGAUAAGGAGUUUCAGAAGUCGUGAGCCCAGCUCAUUCUGUGACCAUCCUCAAAAAAGAAAGGGCUGUGUGUGACCAGCUCCAGACUGGCUGUGCUGGGAGAGGCAGGAGCCUCCUGCAGCCGCUGCCUCUGCCGGAUGCAAAGGCAGCAUCCCUUAGACGUUUGCAGAUUGCAUACUAUAUCCUGCCCUCCUCUUGCUGAAGGGAGUGAGUGCCUCACCGCCCCCUGGUGCCUGUUCCCUUCUGCUUGAACAGCAGUGAGCCCUGGGCUGGUUUCUGUGAAGGGAAUAUUUAUUUAGUAAAGAGCACAAAGCCUGUGGGUCUUGUCCACACGUGCGAGAUGUUGACUACCAAAGCCUCAGCAAAGCCGUGGAGUGACAUAGACUGGGCCUAGAGAUCGGCAGGUCCUCUUCUGCAGACCUUCUAGGCCUAUGACCCAAGCACAUGGACUUGGUUCUAGGAACGGCUUGCAUGUCAGGUGCACAGCCCUGUCCAUUUACAGAGCAGUAGAAUUCAAAGCUGAAGAUGUGUGCUCACCCAGCAGUUCUCAAACCAAGUAUGAGCCAACGGGGCCUUCAGUAGGGGGAAGGAGAGAGGAUCCAGGAAAACAACAAGUGAUGAAAGAGGCGGAGUGUCCCAGAGAGCUGGGAGAUGGAGACACAUACUGGCCAAAGCCUUCCUCCAUCCUUAGACGGGAGGCCUAAGCCGAGAGGGACUGGAGAAGGUGCAACUCUCAGAUGUGGAAAGCCCUCCUGUCAGGAUUUGGAGGCAGCCAGUCUUUCCACUGAGUGUCCUUGAGUGACUGGUUCAAACCUUCUGUGUGUACUGGCCCAGAGUGCAAGCAACACCCACAGGCAUCAUGGAGGACCAGGCAUCAUGCCAGGGAGAAGAGAGGUGACCCAGUACUGCCUUGGUCCUCAGAGCCAUCAGGCCAGUGGGGUGGCAAGCAGUUUCUAGUUUUGUGGUCUGGAGUGUCUCCAGCUUCUGAGUGUGUUGUGUGCCUUUUAUGGAUGUUGGUAGCAUUUUGAGUGAAGGGAAAGCUAAGAAUAUCUUCUACUUUUUAAGUUUUUUGUUGUUUUUUGACAGCUCAUAAAUGUUUACAGUGUAUUUUGACCAGGUUUACUCCCGUUCUCUUACCCCUCCCCCACCGACCCCUUUCCUAACAGACCCCCUCCUCUUUCAUGCCUUGUUUCUGGGAAGGCACACCGAGUGUCUUCAGGUUUGCCGAAUGAGCUUGAGUGAAACCUGGGAACCUUCCCAGUGGCCCUGCCACAGAAGAAAGUGACCCCCUCUCCUUUUACCUCCAUAGCACAGAUUCCAUGGGCCCACUCUGAGCCAUGUGACAUCUGUGAUAACCUCUGUCCCUUUAGCAGUUUGAGACACAUGAGAUAGAUGUUCCUGUCUGUUAGGACUGGUGUUGUGGUUUUGUGACUUGUUUUUAGUUCUCCCUUUACCCAUCUGUGUCAAGGUUCUUGCUUUGAACCUGCAGCCUAGACCUCACGAGAUUUUGCUCCUAUUAGCUGGAGUAACAAGGCUGGGCCUAAAAGCCUUACCCUCUGCUGCCUCAGAGCUCUGGACAAGUCCCUUCCUGCCUCUGCCAGUUUGCCUGGCCCAGAGCUGCAUUCAGCACAUGUGUCCAGCAGCUUGGGAAUGACUAAACAAAGGACUCCAGGCUGACUGACGGCGAGGAGGAAGCAUCUGGGGGGAGAAACUUCUGGCUAAGGGGUUAUCAGUACUCUAGGUUAGCUGACUCUUGGUGUAUCUUCAGACUGUUUAAGGAAAUGGAGCAAUUAGGUGGCGUCACUGAGGCGGCUGGGUGAUACUGCCAGCCACCUCAAAGCCACAGAGAGAAGGAUCCUGCAGUUACGUGUUUGUUGAGGGCUCAUGGGUAGAGAACAUCCUGGCAGCAAACCCCAAGCCUGCUGUAGCAUAGCUGUCUCAGAAAGCCUCGUUACUAUGGUCAUCCCACCCCAAACACACCCAGUCUUUCCUGACCUCAGAAGCUAAGCACGCUUGUCCUGGGCUCCUCAGGAGGCACAGAUGUCUCUGAGGGUCCUGAUUUACCCUUUUCAUUCACUCUUUCAACAGCCAUGUCCUGAGCACCUUGUUUAACAGCCUGGUCAUUUAGAGAAGAAUAUUAGAUUCUGUUAGAUUUCUCAUGGAGUUUCCCAAAUGAGGUUACUCUUGUUACAGAUGGUGUGGCUGGGGUUUAACCAGCCAUUGUGACUAGGACUGUCAUGGAUAUGCUGUCCUGGAGAGAGCUUGCUAGUAGCAUCACUUCAGCAAGAGUGUCCCAUGCUUCCCAGGCUGAGGAUGUAUAGCCUUGCUUUCAUGAGCACAUGGUGUGUGUGUGAGAGAGAGAGUGAUGACUGUUUCAUAAAAGAUUGUUUUUUCUAAUGAUAAUGUGUGGUUUAUGAGCCUGUGCGUACAUUCUAGGGGCCAAAGGGCAUCACUGUCAUGCUCUAUAUACUCCCUCAAGACACAGCAUCUCUGAGCCUGGAAUGAGGUUGGUGGCUAGCAGGCCCUAGCAAUUUUCUUCUCUGACCCCCACAGUACUAGGGUUACAGGUAUGCAUACCCAGCUUUUUAGUGGGUGCUGGGGAUUUGAACUCAUGUCCUCAUACUUGCAUGGCAAGCACUCUUACACAUUGAGAAAUCUCCUCAGCCCUUGUAAUAAACUAUAAUCAGGGGCUGAAGAGGUGGCUCAGCAGUUAAGAGCAUUUACUGUUCUUUCUGAGGACCAGUGUUUGGUUCCCAGCAUCCACAUAACAGCUUAGAACUACCCAUUAACUCCAGUUCUUAAGGACCUAGCACCCACUUUUGACCUCCAUUGGCACUAGGCAUGCCUGUGAUGUGCCAACCUACAUAUAUGCAGGCAGACAAAACACAUAAAAUCUUUAAAAAAAAAAAAAGAUUCUAUUAGAGCUCACCCCCAUUUUGCACGGAUUCCAUACUUGUGAAUUGCUUAUUUAUUAAAAUUUGUGUGUAGCCCACAAAUCCACACUUGCCUGCAUACAAUGUCAAAAAGUUUUAGUGGCCUCUCAACACUUUCCCAGCUGAGGUUGAAGAAGUCAACCCCACGUCUUGUUUUAGCUCAUAUUCUCUGUGCCCUUCCCAGGCCUAGUACCCAGUGUUCUGUUGGCAGAGUUGCCGUUUUAAAGGUCUCUCCGGGCAUCAUGCUAGGAUGCCUAAGAGCAGGAAGUGUGUUUGAUGAGCUUCCCUCAGCAUUUAGUAUGGCGGCACUGCUGCCUGCGAGCCUUGCGUUCAUGACUCAGUGGUAGACGGUGAGUAAGGGGGCAUGGUAAGUGUUCAGCUGGUGAUGCCAAGCCUGGGACCCACGUGGUAGAAGGAGAAAACCAACUCCCAGAAGUUGUCCUCUAACUUCCACACACAUAAAUAAAUACAUGUAAUUUUA